Molecule: messenger RNA, 1726 nt
Organism: Menidia menidia (Atlantic silverside)
Lineage: Eukaryota; Metazoa; Chordata; Actinopteri; Atheriniformes; Atherinopsidae
Source: the annotation of a GenBank genome assembly
AGACUUCGAAGAUGAGGGUGUGGAUCGUCUUCCUGUUGUGCCUGGCCGGCCACGCCAUGGCCGCCCCGACUGAGGAGGAGCCCGUUGUGGAGGAGCUGGUCACAGAGGAGCCAGUGGUGGAGGAGCCAGUGGAUGAGGAGCCCGAGGUGGGGGCCAACCCAGUGCAGGUGGAGGUUGGAGAGUUCGACGAGGCCAUCGACCUCGUGGAAGAGGAUGUUGCUGCUGAGAACCCCUGUCUGAACUUUAACUGCAAGAAGGGCAAGGUGUGUGAGGUCGAUGACAGCAACACCCCCCUGUGUGUGUGCCAGGACCCCUCCACCUGCCCCGCCGCCGAGGCCGAGUUCGAGCACGUCUGCGGCACUGACAACAAGACCUACGACUCGUCUUGCCACUUCUUUGCCACCAAGUGUGCUCUGGAGGGAACCAAGAAGGGCCACAAGCUGCACCUGGACUACAUCGGGCCAUGCAAAUACAUCGAGCCCUGCCAGGACAGCGAGCUGAGCGAGUUCCCCCUGCGCAUGAGGGACUGGCUGAAGAACGUGCUGGUCACUCUGUACGAGCGCGACGAGGACAACAACCUGCUGACCGAGAAGCAGAAGCUCAGGGUGAAGAAGAUCUACGAGAACGAGAAGAGGCUGCAGGCCGGCGAGCACUCCCUGGACCUGCUGGCCCACGACUUCCAGAAGAACUACAACAUGUACAUCUUCCCUGUCCACUGGCAGUUCGGCCAGCUGGACCAGCACCCCGACGACGGGUACCUGACCCACUCCGAGCUGGCCCCCCUGCGCGCCCCCCUCAUCCCCAUGGAGCACUGCACCACCCGCUUCUUCGAGGCCUGCGACGCCGACAGCGACAAGUACAUCGCCCUGGAGGAGUGGGCCGCCUGUUUCGGCGUCAAGGAGCAGGAUGUGGAUAAAGACCUCAUCGUCUAAAAUCCUCUGACCUGCAGCAGCAUGACAGACAACGCUAGUCGCUACUAACCGGACAAGGUGCUGAUUCAGAAGAUUAAAAAAAAAAAAAACUCAGUUAAGGUGCUAAUUGCAAAUUCUUUUUAUUAUUUUCUAAUGAUUUUUCCUGCCUAUACCACUAAAAUAAGAUCCCAAAAGAGAAACAUGCACAGUCUGUAGUAACCAUCACGUGUUCACGCGUUUGAAUUCUUCCUGUUGGUAGAGCAAAAACUCCCAGUAAAGAAAACUAAAGACCUCUGAUGUAAAUUUACGUCGUUUGACAAUAUUGUGUGCUGUAUUUGUUAUGAUGUGUUCAGGGCUUUUUAAUUGGAGACCACAUUAUCUUACGGAGACGAAGCUGUAAAGUCAAAAAUAAAGUUUCUAAAUAAAUGCUCCUUCUGCUUGCUUUCUACAUCUCAGAUUGCUGCGUUUUUUGCCCUCUUCUGGUGGUGGAUUUUGCCUUGCCUGUGUUGUUUUUGUGCUUUUGGUUGAUCUAUAAACCUCCGAGCAGAGUCUGGUAUUUGAGAACGUUAAAGACGAUGUUUUGUUUUGUUUUUUUUAUACGAGGGGGACGUCUCGCAGGCUGAGAGUUUUUCUCACAAUCUUUCAUGUUUCUUCUGACGCUGAGAACACGACGAUUUCAUUCCAUGAAUAAAAUACUAUGAAAAGACCUACAGAUCUCUGCAUGCCUCCGUAUCUGCAUCAAUGCUCCUCCAUGAAGAUGCCUACAGCACUGAGUCUGCUUUUUAUUUACUCGAUACCAAAGAAAUUUCUCACGA